UCUGGAAUUAAAACUCCAGUCCAGAUUAUCAGAGCUUACACCAGUUUCUGGUCCAGCCCAGAUUCUGAUAUUGGAUUGCGGGUUUGAGGCUGAGUCUGGACUUUCUCCUACUUCAGUGAAUGCUGCAGAUGAAGGAGAGGAAGUACAGUUUCACUGCUCUUUCUCUGUUUGAAGGCUGAGGCAGCAGAGCAGAUGGUGCUUCCUUUCACAGAACAAUGACAUGCAGCUAUUUAUCACAGUGAUCUGGCAGAGAGCCAGCACAGCUAGAUGUCAGUCUAAAGCUGUGGAGGACUUGUGGCAACAGACAUGAAGAACUUGGACCAGUAUGGACGAAGUGACAAAGAGAGUCUCGUCUAUGGAGCUCUGUCCACUCUGGUGUUGAUUCUACUUGGUCUACUGGGUUCGGUCCACAGCUGUCCUGGUGUCUGCACCUGCUAUGGCAACACCACUGACUGCUCCGCCGUCGGCCUCCUGUCUCUGACACCCAUCCUUGCACUGAUAGACCAGGACAAUCUCAUCCUCCGUCUACCCCAGAACAAUCUCUCCUCUCUGGGCAAAACAGAUCUUUUGAACCUCAGUAGACUGGAGCUCUUGGAUAUUUCCCAGAACCACUUUUCAAGCCUGCAGCCUGGCGCUUUCUCAAGAUUGAGCAGCCUGCGGUGGCUCAACCUCUCCACUAACUACCUCGGGUUACACCUGGCACCAUCUGCCACCAACAACAUCACAGAGGGCACACUGGGUUUGAGUCAAAGUCAGGGAGGUGUUGGAUUGAACAAAGAGGUUUUCAAUGGUUUGUGGCGGUUACAAGGGCUUGACUUAUCCUCCAAUGGCCUUAUUUGGCUUCCUAAAGGCUUGCUAGAUGGGCUUCAGAGACUAAAAUAUCUGUCUCUGGCCAGUAACCAGCUUGUGGCCCUAGACAGAGUCACAUUCGAGCCCCUGGUGCAUCUGCAGCAGCUCCAGCUGGUGGGAAACCCCUGGCAAUGUGACUGCAAACUGAGGGACUUCAAGCACUGGAUGGAGUGGUUAAUUUACAGGGAUGGGCAGGUAGACGCGAUGCAGUGCAGCCUCCCAGAGGAACUGAAGGGCAGGGACAUCCGCAACGUACCAGCAGAGAUGUUUAGCUACUGCCUGCAGAGUCCGACCAAGGAGGGCGGUCAAGCCUCCCUUCGGCCUCCUUGCCCACCUGGCAGAGUCAGCAGCAAUGACGAAUGUGUUCGCCAGCGUUACCGGCCUGUAAGUGUCCGCCGGGCACAUGUCACACAAAUUGUUGCAGGAGUGGUUUGUGGCACAGUGUGCGUGAUGAUGGUGGUUGCGGCAACUUAUGGCUGCGCCUACGCCUCACUGAUGGCACGGUACCAGAGGGAGAUGAAGAGCCGUGGCCAGCCUCUGAUGGCCGAGUGUGGAGCUGAGACGGACAUGGAGGACGGACAACUGUCAUCUCCAACCUCACCAGAGGAGACGCCGCCCAAAGUGGCCUGUGGCAUUGUGCAUGGGUAUCGAAUCAGUAGCUUCUGACUCACUUGUUUAUUUUUCCUGAUUGUUAAUCCUUCCUGGAUGUUCUGCAGGUUGCCCCUGCUCUUCAAGCUCUCAUCGCUGAUGAGACAGCGUUUGGAGAGAGAGACCCUGCAGCUCUGCUACUGUUCUGAAAAUCACUAGGUGGGACAAAUUGAGCAGCUAAUCGAGCGGACAAGAUUCAGUGAAACUGAAAAGCUGCAACCCGUCUUCAAAUGUAUGGAUGCUCUGUGAAUUGUUAUUCCCCACGCUGCAUCUUUAAGCCAUUUUUUAAUCUAUGAAGCUGCUACCUGGCAUCUUGACUUCCCUUUACCUGCCUUUUUAUUUAUUCUUUAGGAAUAUGAAACUACCUUUUUGUUUAAGCCGUCUGUCUGUAUCUGAGCCCAAGAAGCACAUAUUUCAAAGGUUUGUGAAUGUCUGUGAAUCCCUGAAAUGUUCUGUCCUCUUUUAAUUAUUUAUAUUAUUUCUUUUUAUUAUUACCAGCGAUUUGACAAAUAGUGCUUUAUACCUCUGUUAGGCGAUAACCUCCAAAAUAAUAGACACUUAAAUCACAUCGGAAUUUAGCUUCUGUCAGGGAAAUGCUGCAUUCACCUUCAUUACAGAGAGAAAUUUAGAUAAAUAUUAGAGCUGUACUGCCUCCUAGAGUGCAGGCUUUGCGCUACAACAGCUUCUGAUCCAGCACAAACAAACUCUCAAGCUCCACGACAGUUAUGUGAGGUAUGUGAGGUAUGUGAGGUCUACAUAUAUGCUGUCAUUUAGCUUGUCCAUAUUUCCUGUGAAAAACAUGAAAUGUCUCAACUUUAGCUCAAGGACUGUUAAUUGUGCUGAAAUAAUAAACUAUAUUUAUUUAAAGUGCAUCAUUCAUUCAGAGAUGUGAAUGCAAGUGAGUGUCACAACCUAUUUGAGAAUUCCUACAUAUGAAGGUGAAUAUCACAGCUCCUCUUCAGUUU
Molecule: messenger RNA, 2462 nt
Organism: Solea solea (common sole)
Lineage: Eukaryota; Metazoa; Chordata; Actinopteri; Pleuronectiformes; Soleidae
Product: leucine-rich repeat and transmembrane domain-containing protein 2-like
Exons: 5
Coding region: 307-1515 (402 amino acids)
Molecular function (GO): protein binding
Source: RefSeq, a predicted model, not a curated record